AUGACUCUCUCUCACUCUCUCUCGCGCACUCUCACUUUCUCUCUCUGUCUAUAUCACUCGCUCUCUCUCUCUCUCUCUCUCUCUCUCUGCUGUCACUAUCUCUCUCUUUAUCUCUUUCUUUUUUCUCUCUUCUCUCUUUGUCUCUCUUUCUCUCUCUUUUUCUCUAACUUUCUCUCUUUUCUCUCUAUUUUCUCUCUCUCUCUUAUUUUAAGUCCGAAGCUGAUUUCAUCGCUGAAGGAAGAUCUAAACAGGCCGCCAUUAUCUUUCUCUCUCUCUUUCCCCUCUCUCUUUCUUUCUCACUUUCUCUCUCUUUUUAUCUCACUCUUUUCUCUCACUUUCUCGUUCUCUCUUCUCUCUCUUCUCUUCUCUCCCUCCCUCCCUCUCUCUCUCUCUCUUCCUCUCUCUCUUAUAAAGCCAACGCUGAUUUCACCCAUGGAGGAAGAUCUAAACAAGCUGCCACUAUCUCUCUCUUUAUCUCUUUCUUUUUCUCUCUUCUCUCUUUCCCUCUCUCUCUCUCUCUCUCUCUCUCUCUUUCUCUGUUUAUCGCUCACUUUCCCUCUCUUUCUCUCUCUAUUUAUCUCCCUCUCUCUUUUCUCUCUAUUUUUCCCUCUUAUUCUCUUCUUUAAGGCCGAAGCUGAUUCCAUCCAUGAAGGAAGAUCUAAACAGGCCGCCACUCUCUCUCUCUCUCUCUCUCUCUCUCUCUACCUCCUCUCUCUCUCUUUAUCUUUUUUUCUCUCUCUCUCUCUCCCUCUCUCUCUUAUUAUAAAGCCAACGCUUAUUUCACCCUGA
Acanthosepion pharaonis is the source of this 789-nucleotide messenger RNA. The record is from the annotation of a GenBank genome assembly. Lineage: Eukaryota; Metazoa; Mollusca; Cephalopoda; Sepiida; Sepiidae.